AACGUGAACAUAAACAGUCCGGAGCAAAGAUAGAGCGAGCGAAGCGGGUCAUGAGGAUUUCUUGGCGAGAUUCUGGAUGGUCCCUGAUUGUCUGAGGAACAUUUGCCAUUCUUUUUUAAUGUCUUUUGCAAAGAUGUCUGCAGGAAGGACCAUGGAAGGUGCAGGUUGUUCUACGUGGUGGGGCUUUAGCCCAGCUUUAGAUCUCCUAGACGUUGGUCCAGAGAGACAACAGGGAGAGGUGAAUAUCUUACUUGUGGGCUGCAGUGACCCUCGGCACAUCCUUAAGACUAUUGCUGGUAUGAAAGACACAGACACACUAUCGGUGUGGGUAAUUGAGAACAGUACGGAAGUUGUGGCACGACAGUUGCUUCUUCUCUUCCUUUCGUUAACCUCAACCAACGGCUUGGGGAUGCAUGAAAAGGUGGAAGUGUUUCUAGAGGUAUUUGGGAACUCAGAGAUUCGUAAUCAGACUGAAGAAAUCCUAAGAUAUGCUGCCACUCAGCUCUCGUUAUCAGUAUCUGACAUGCUUAGUACACAAAUUCAUCCCUGCCUGGACACAGGGCUCCUUAAGUAUAAGGAAAGAGAUGAGUUGGCAUGGAUCUUCAAGCAAUGGCUGAAACCUCCAUCACAUGGCCCACUUAUGAGUAAGGCCUGGGAUGGUCGUGUGAGGCAGUAUUUGGGCUCCCGAUAUGACUCUAAACAUGGCUGUUAUGACUGGGAUCUCACCAUGAAGCUUUAUCAGAAAGGGUGUGGUGUCAUCAGUAAGCAACAGUAUGUGAAGUGGCGGGAUACAGGUUUGGCUUUUGAGCUUAGAGAAGGAAAUUACCAAAUAGCCAAUCAAAGUCUGCUCUCCAACCGCAUAUUUGGUCAUAGGAGUGGGAAGGUUGCAGUAAGAGGAUACUGGGGUGACAUUGUAACCAGCCCAUACCUUUGUUUUGGCAUUGAGACGGAUGACAAGAAGCUACUCAAAAAGCACAACAACCAGCAUGUUAAGACAGCACAAGACAUCUCCUUUGCAAAUGUGCUGGCACUGUUCCAGGCCCUAUCCAACAGGGGGAGCCCUCCGACAGCUUGUCUGCAGGCCAGUAAAAACAACAACCGAGAGGAAAGUCAGUCCCAAACAUCUGAGAUACAGUUAGAGUCAAAUUCUUCAGCUAGUCACAGAAAAGAAGAACUUCAAAAACAUUAUGACCAUCCAAUCGGUGGCAUUUCAGAGGAAUGCCAGCCUCAUUCAGAGACGAAGGAGAAAGCCAUGCAUUAUGAGCUCAUGACUGUGAAUGGUGUGAGGGUUUUCUUCCUCCCUCUUGACUCUCUAUCAAAACUCCCUGAGAAGCAAAGAUAUUCCCAGUUCUUUAAUACCAUCUAUUGUUCAGCUAGCAUGGCCCAUACCUUAAAACCAUCUCUGAAAUUAAUAAGCGCAUCUGAAGCCAUUCUCAUAGUGGAGCUGGGCAAGUACCUGCUGGACCUGUCCAAAGAGCAAGAGGCUGGUUUUACGCAGAAAAUAAAAGAAAUCACUCUAACGGCAGGUUUCAGUCCUACACUGGAGAGCACCAGUGAUGUGCAUGCUGUGUUCACACUGCAGCAACAAUGAUAACGUCAAGGUGAUGUAUUCAACAUAUUGAGGAUGGAGGACAUAUGGAUAUAUUAAUUAUAUUGUGUGUUGCCUCUGUUUCUGGAGUGACAUGCAGUGUCAUAAGUGAUGCUGUAGCAUCUUGUGGUUGUGGCUUUCUUUUUAAACUUUAUGAUUAAAAUCUUUCUGUAGUGAAGAUAAAAUGGAA
This is a messenger RNA of Alosa alosa (allis shad), 1778 nucleotides long. Its product is annotated as dynein axonemal assembly factor 3-like. Bases 77 to 1591 code for a protein of 504 amino acids. NCBI's taxonomy places the organism in Eukaryota, Metazoa, Chordata, Actinopteri, Clupeiformes, Clupeidae. The record is from RefSeq and is a predicted model, not a curated record. Gene Ontology annotation, biological process: motile cilium assembly; axonemal dynein complex assembly. The transcript is spliced from 12 exons.